GGCGGAAGUGAUUAGCGGAGGCGGAAGCCGGAAGUGCGGAGGGAUUGUAUUGUUGUCGGAGACGCUGCUGUUGGCUUCGCGGGUGGGGUUCGCCAUGGUCUGCGAAAAGUGUGAGAGAAAACUGGGUACUGUCAUUACACCUGAUACAUGGAAAGAUGGCGCAAGAAACACAACAGAAAGCGGUGGGAGGAAAUUAAAUGAAAACAAAGCGCUGACAUCAAAGAAGGCAAGGUUUGAUCCUUACGGCAAAAACAAAUUUGCAAUAUGCCGAAUUUGUAAAAGUUCAGUUCAUCAGCCAGGCUCCCAUUACUGCCAGGGAUGUGCAUACAAAAAAGGCAUCUGUGCAAUGUGUGGGAAGAAAGUCUUGGAUACGAAAAACUACAAACAAACAUCCGUCUAAUUAAAUGCUGUGACUUUUUUUAUUCAUCAGCUUUAAAUUUAGAAACAGUUGUUAAACAUUAUUAUUCAACAUAUUUUUAAAAGAUGCAAUAUUGUUUCAGAAUUUGCAUGAACUUCACCAUUCUAGUUCUGGUUUCCAGUGUCAUUGUAUAGUCUUAUCUCAUGUGUUUAUGGGUUUGUGGUAAAAGAGAUCAGAAGUACCCUGGUAAAUUUGAUAUAGUAAAAAAAAAUUGAUAUAAUGAUGUAAAGAGUGGUGUGGCAAUGACUUUUAAUGGCCCAGUCAGAAAAAGUGAAGGGAAUAAUGUUAUGAAUGCUCACAAUCUAAAGUCUGAACAAAACUGCAAAUACAGUGUUCCCUCGCUACUUUGUGGUUCGCUUUUAACAGACUCUCUGUUUUGUGGAUUUUUGAAAAUAUUAAUAAAAUGUCAAAUAUUUACGUCCAGUGGAGGCCAGGGACCCUGGAAUUGCAGUGGCCUGAGGCGCGGCUGGGAGAACCUGCCUCCCUGGUCUGCUGCUGCCUGCGUUGUGCUGGAGGCUCUGCCGAGAUCUGUGGGCGCCAGGGAGGCAGGCAGGCACCUUUGGGAUGGGCUGGGAGGCGGGUAAGGAUGUGCGAGUAAGAAAAUAAUAUAUUAAAUAAUAUGUACAUAUUAAAAUUAAUAUGGCAUCCCUACUUCACAGAUUUUCACUUAUUGCGCGGGAUCCUGGAAUGGAACCCCGCAAUAAGUAAGAGAACACUGUAUUUCAGAUUUCAGUCUCCUCACAAUUUCAAUUGUGAGUUUCAAGUCCAUCAGCAGUAGAAGCAUUGCUAAUCAAAGAAAACGAGCAUUAAAAAACUAAUUCUGUAAACGUACACCUAAUUGUUUAGAAUAAUGCACAACCUGUGACCCUCCAAACCAAUUGCAGCAGGUUCUGUGAGAGUUAUAUUUUACUUGGACAAAAGCAGACAGCUAUUGAACAUCAAACAGAUUACCAUAAAAGAUGGUGGGCUUCAUUGAGGUCUGUGGGCCCACAGUCUGGGAACUUGGUAUGUCGUAAAUACACUGUUACAGACAUUUCCAACAUGAUUACAAUUAAUAUGAUUUUGUCAGGCAGAAACCUAAAUUUAGCAUGGAUUUGUCUUUAGCCUCAAAAAUGGUGUUGAGGCAUUUAUUGUACAUAGAGGAAAACUGUAUAUAAAUUGUAACCAGUUUAUUGUAUUAAAGCAAAGGGCAAUGGCCCAUAUUA
Molecule: messenger RNA, 1623 nt
Organism: Anolis sagrei ordinatus
Lineage: Eukaryota; Metazoa; Chordata; Lepidosauria; Squamata; Anolidae
Gene: CRIPT
Product: CXXC repeat containing interactor of PDZ3 domain
Biological process (GO): cytoplasmic microtubule organization
Cellular component (GO): dendrite
Molecular function (GO): microtubule binding; PDZ domain binding
Source: RefSeq, a predicted model, not a curated record